This is a messenger RNA of Strongylus vulgaris, 570 nucleotides long. NCBI's taxonomy places the organism in Eukaryota, Metazoa, Nematoda, Chromadorea, Rhabditida, Strongylidae. The record is from the annotation of a GenBank genome assembly.
AUGAACGACAAAUUGACGAAAGUUAAAACUAUCGAAAGCGUUCACGGAAAAGGAGAUUCCCGCGUGGUCACAGAGUUUGAUAGCCACAAUAUCAUAAGUCGUUUGCUGUGGCUUGGAUACUCCGAAGGUCGAUGCGCUUCAUUAUGGAAAAGAAACGAGAGCGAUGACGAUGUCGCGGAGCCUUUUGAUGAGCUAUGCAGGUUAUCGUUGGAUGUGGAUCCCUUCGAUAUGUGCAAUUUUACGCCAGGAUUGACUUGCGUAUCGUUCAACGAUGGAAGUCUAUCAGUUCUUGACAAUAUGAACGACAAAUUGACGAAAGUUAAAACAAUCGAAAGCGUUCAUGGAAAGGGAGACUCUCGCGUAGUUACAGAAUUUGAUAGCCACAACAUCAUAAGCGGGUCAUCAAAUGGGUCUCUGGCAAAGGUCGAUAUCGAAUCUGGAACUGUGACGUCUUUAUCCAAGGUACUUCGUGCGUCAAUUGUGGGAUUACCCAAUUCCGUCGGCUUCAACUAUCGAUUCCGCCUCCCUUCAUUAGAAUAUGACACUCCUUUCGUGAAACGCUUAAUUUAG